Messenger RNA from Tachysurus fulvidraco (yellow catfish), 3400 nucleotides. Its product is annotated as parathyroid hormone/parathyroid hormone-related peptide receptor-like. The record is from RefSeq and is a predicted model, not a curated record. Gene Ontology annotation, cellular component: plasma membrane. The transcript has 13 exons. The coding region runs from base 1 to 1617 and encodes 538 amino acids. NCBI's taxonomy places the organism in Eukaryota, Metazoa, Chordata, Actinopteri, Siluriformes, Bagridae. Gene Ontology annotation, molecular function: G protein-coupled peptide receptor activity; parathyroid hormone receptor activity; peptide hormone binding. Gene Ontology annotation, biological process: intracellular calcium ion homeostasis; cell surface receptor signaling pathway; adenylate cyclase-activating G protein-coupled receptor signaling pathway.
AUGGAGGACAGGUCAGAGGUGUUACAGGCUCUGCUCCAGUCUGUGGUGGUGGUGGUGGUGGUGCUCAGUUUGAGGAGGCAUAUCAGGUACCGCUCAUUGGUCACAGACCACCGGGGCAGAUCCAGCUUGGACUGGAGACAUUACACCUUACACUCAGGAACAUCUAAGGAGGCUCUGGAGUUCAUGGCUGCCAGUAACUGCAUCCCCGAAUGGGAUGGCUUUGUCUGUUGGCCUGAAGGAGUUCCAGGACGAACGGUGUCUGCUUCCUGUCCUGAGUAUGUCUAUGACUUCAACCACAAAGGCCAUGCCUACAGAAAGUGUGAUGUGAAUGGAAGUUGGAAACUCACUGCAGCGAACAAGACUUGGGCAAAUUACAGCGAAUGUGCAAAGUUCCUCUCACCCAAUGACUAUGAGAAGGAAGUGUUCGACAGACUAUACCUCAUCUACACUAUUGGGUACUCCAUCUCAUUCGGCUCACUGCUGGUAGCUGUGGUCAUCCUCGGCUACUUCAGGCGUCUUCACUGUACGAGGAACUUUAUCCACAUGCACCUGUUCGUGUCCUUCAUGCUACGAGCACUUAGCAUCUUUGUUAAAGACGUUGUUCUGUAUUCGGGAUCCAACCUCGAGGAGACUCAGCGGAUCACAUUCGAGGAUCUGAAAUCCAUCACCGAGGCUCCGCCCAUUGAGAAGUCCAAGUUUAUCGGCUGUAAGAUCACAGUUACACUCUUCCUGUACUUCCUUGCGACAAAUUAUUACUGGAUCCUGGUGGAAGGCCUUUACCUCCACAGCCUUAUCUUCAUGACCUUCUUCUCUGACAGGAAGUACCUCUGGGGCUUUACUGUCAUUGGCUGGGGCGUCCCUGCAAUGUUCGUCGCUGUUUGGGCGAGUGUUCGGGCGACACUCGCUGACACAGAGUGCUGGGACCUGAGUGCUGGUAAUAUGAAAUGGAUUGUGCAGAUCCCAAUUCUAACAGCCAUCGCGAUUAAUUUCCUGCUCUUCUUGAACAUCAUCCGAGUUUUGGCUACGAAGCUAAGAGAAAGUAACGCGGGUCGCUGUGACAGCAGGCAGCAGUACAGGAAGCUGCUGAAGUCGACUCUGGUGUUGAUGCCGCUGUUUGGCGUUCACUACAUCGUGUUCAUGGCCAUGCCGUACACCGAGGUGUCUGGAGUUCCCUGGCAGAUUCAGAUGCACUGCGAGAUGCUCAUUAACUCCUUCCAGGGUUUCUUCGUUGCGAUUAUUUACUGCUUCUGUAACGGAGAGGUCCAGGCGGAGAUUAAGAAGUCAUGGAGUCGGAGGACGCUGGCGUUGGACUUUAAACGUAAAGCACGCAGCGGAAGCAGCACGUACAGCUACGGCCCGAUGGUUUCUCACACCAGCGUGACUAAUGUGACAUCGAGGCAGCGUGAUGUCAGCAUGAGGCUCACACCCGCUAACAAUAACGUUAGCACCAAUGGGCACCGGAACCUUCCGGGCUACGUGAAGAACGGCUCUGUAUCGGACCAGUCCAUCCCUUCUUCUGCUCAGGAACUCCACGUGCAGGAGGACGAACCGUCCAAGAUGGCGACGGAGGAAAAACCCACCCCAUUAGUCGAGGAGGAGCGGGAAACGGUCAUGUGACCUGUUGAAUGUUACAAAGAACCUCAGGAUCAAUCAGGCUCUCAGAGGAGUUUGCUAGCAUUGCUAAAUAAGCUAAAAGCCUAGCGUCUACGGGCUAACGAAGGGGCUCCGGAGCAGCAGCGGGAUUCAGAGGACGAUGUUCACGCUGCUGUCGGAUGAAGAAGAUAUUUAAUGUGUAAAAUAUUGUAUAGAUAUAUCGUGUAUAGUGAAAGGUGUGACUUCAUGGAGUGUUUGUUUUUCAGAAUCAGGUGUUUUUCCACCCUUCUGUAAUUAUUAUUGACCUCCUCAUGUAUUACAGAAAACUGCUCUUUUUGUCGUAGCUAAAAGUUUUGAAGGAACUGAAAACAACCUUUCGUAAUUUUUGCAGUAAACGUUCAGGUCGCUGUGGAUUUCUUCAUGAGCUUCUCACACAGAAAUAGUUACUCAGACUCACACCACGACAUAAAUUAAGACAAAUCUUUUACAAAACGUAAAAAAAAAACACACGACCUUCUCGAACUACCCGUCUAUUCUAUUGAGUUAGCAAAAGACCGAUUGGAAACUGUAACGCAUUCAUACGGAUGAAUUCAAUUUUUUGUUUGUUUGUUUUAGAAAAUUUUCGAUUUUUGGAGUUUGUUGAUUUUUGGAGUGUUUAUUUUUAUCCCCUUGAGCAGAAACUCUAAUUCAUUUUGAAAACACGUCAGGUCUAUUUAUUUAUUUGUUUUUUUUUUUACUUUAAAUGUAUUUGUAAAAGUCUAAAAUGCGUAAACUCGUUCAACUCUAUUCAUGUAAGUCAAAAUGUUUACAAAACUAAAUAAAUAAAUAAAUAAAUAAAACAGAAAAAUGUUUGUGUUGUGAGCGAAAAAAGCGCUAAAGUUUCUGGAAUGUGAUGUCGGCUCGAUCCUUUUUGUUUGUUUGUUUGUUUGUUCGUUUUAACCGCGAUACUUUAACGUCUUUAAAGCUCAAGCUGAACGUAUUCCUUAGCUAGCUGUCCGAGCAUGUUAGCUAUCUGAGCUAACUCUAUACCUGAAAGAUUUUUCAUAUUGGUUAAGCGACAAAAAAAAAAAAAAAAAGUUAUUUUAUUUAAUUUACUGAAAAAAAUUUUUACUUUUAAAAAAUAUUCAUUCGAUCACAUCGUAACUUCAGAAAAAAAUUUCUAGAAAUUUUUAGAAAGAAUUUCAAUCAGGAAUUUAUUCCAUUAUUAACAAAAGUGUUGCUUUAAAAAAAUAUGUUUUUGUGUAUAUAUAUAUAUUUUUUUUUUUUUCAGAGAAGUUAGAAGUUAUUUUACAAAGAAAAUGUCAAAUGUUGAAAUGUAUGUAUGUAAAACAUUCAUCUGGGUGCUUUUGCUUUGUAAAUGUUUGGCUUUUAUCUUAUCGUUGGUUCUCCGUGUUGUUACUGAUGUGUUAUAUAGUAAAAUUCAUUGUAAAAAAAAUCUCACUUAAGUAUAAGCACCUUAUGUGUUUCCUCACGUGUCUGAAUAUCCACAAAUGUUCAGACAAAGCCGAAGGGGCGAUCACGAUCCUCUUCAUCAUCAUCAUCAUCACAAACCCCCAUGAAAGACAGUAUGAAAAAAAUGUAGAUUUUAUAUAUGAAUCGACUCGUCUAGAAAUGAAGGCUGUAAAUAUUUAUGAAGAUAUCGAUUUCAUAGUAAGUUAUUACAUCAGAAUUUGUGUGUGUGUGUGUGUGUGUGUGUGUGUGUGUGUGUGUGUGUGUGUGUGUGUGUGUGUUGUAACUGUAAACACUGUAAAGUUUUCAGAGGACUCUACUAUUGUGUUAUUUUGUAUUGUGUUAUUAUUUUUUUGUG